Molecule: messenger RNA, 1429 nt
Organism: Cryptococcus deneoformans JEC21
Lineage: Eukaryota; Fungi; Basidiomycota; Tremellomycetes; Tremellales; Cryptococcaceae
Product: peroxisome assembly protein per8 (peroxin-10), putative
Exons: 6
Coding region: 90-1124 (344 amino acids)
Biological process (GO): protein import into peroxisome matrix
Cellular component (GO): peroxisomal membrane
Molecular function (GO): zinc ion binding
Source: RefSeq, a predicted model, not a curated record
UUUCUGACGAUGCCAAAAUGGCGAGUCCUGUAGAAUGUCCGUAAAGACGACGGCUCUCAUAAUCCACAAAAGCUAGACUAUAAUACGGUAUGGACGCACCUGUAGCCUCUUCUUCAUCCCACCAUCCCCAAGCUCCUCUUCCGGCACCUUAUGCCGACCUCUCCUUCGAGCCUGCCUCGCAGGCCCAGAUAUUGCGGUCUCAUCAAAGGGAUACUGCUCAGAUCCAUCGACUUACGGAGCUUGCGUCGGAAAUAACCAGGUCGUUGGCAGGGACCCGAUGGCUAGCUCAGAAACAGAUGAUAAUUGAUCUACUUGUCAAAGCUAUCUAUCUAAGUCUCACAUUGGGAAGAGGAAGUCAGACUUUGGGAGAAGAGUAUACAGACAUACUCCCAUAUUCUCCCGGACGGAAACCGCCCCCUUCCAAAACAAGACGAUUUUUCACGAUCAUGUUUCUCCUUUUCCCAACAAUCCUUGUAUCACCGGCAUCUACCAGCUAUAUACGUACUGGCGGACUUUCACAACCUUCUUCAAGAUGGAGGAUUGCAAGGGAGAAGCUUGGAGACUUCCUAAGUUCUCCACUUGGCAGGGCGAUUCCAGAACUGCACAUGAUAGCAUUCUUAUUUCGAGGACGAUUCUUCGAACUUGCGAGACGCCUUACAGGCAUGUCAUAUAUAUCGGCUCUCCCGCCCAGUCCACCCGAACAACGCCCCGCAUCAUACGAGCCUCUUGGCCUUCUCUUGCUCAUUCCAUUUAUCCACCGUUUGCUCCUCCCUCUGCUGAACUCGCAAGCUGAAUUACCAGAAUCAGCUAAUCACGAAACAUGGAUAGCAGAUACUAUUCAUGAUGGGAAGCCAACAGAGCGUGCAUCCAUAGUCGGCGCUAAUACAUUCUAUGAUUCACCCAACACGUACCUCACGCAAGAAGCUCUCGAACUUCCCGAACGUCAAUGUACUUUAUGUCUCGAACCUAGGGGCACCGGAGAGGGCAGUGGAGGGACUGUAGCUGUGACCGAAUGUGGGCAUGUGUUCUGUUGGGGAUGUUUAGGUGGCCUUGAGAAGCUGGAAUGCCCUUUGUGCAGACAGUCGUUACGGAUGGAAAGGCUUAUCGCGGCAUACAAUCUGUAGAGCCUCAACUGUAUUUGACCUUUUACUCCUUUCUUGGCAUUGAUUCCCUUCUUUUAGAUAGUCCAAUUAUUUUCCUGUAACAAAAUCUGAGUAAUUUCUCAACGGUCAUCUGUCAUCGCCAACAAACUGCUUCAUACAUUUUGUUGUCCCGCAUAUUUUGGCAUAGAUUUACUCGAACAUUCGACCAGUCCGUUUAUCCAACUGGGAGACUGCAAGGACCGGCUGUUAUCCCCCUAUACAAACAUAGCACGUAGCACAGUGUUGUAGAUUGUAGAAAUGUAUAGCAUGGAAGAAUGCAGUCUAGU